CUCAAGCUGUCAUCAGAGAAAAGUGCUUUAGACGAAAAAUUUGCAUUGAAUUUGUAUCUUUACAUCGUGGAAAUCUUAGAAAAAUAUUCUUUAAUAUUCUGCUUAUAAUUUGAAGUCCAUGCCUGUGUGAUUUACAAUGUUUUGAUCGACUGGUCGCAAUAGACUGUCCGGCCCUAAAAUCGGAUUUGCGAGUAUGUCCGAGUCGAAGCAGUUGAUUAUUUAAGUUUGCUAAACAAAAGUAUUGCUUGAAAAUCACAAGGAUCAAAAGAACAGUGUAUUAGCUAGCACUUGACAGUGUAAUAACCAUCCACGUUUAUAGAUUUUUUUGCAUCGCAAUUUACAGUUUUUUCGCAAUGUGCAUUGUUUCUCUCUAAAAAUAUUUGUUAAGCAAUGUUCUACUCUUUUUCCUGAAAUAUGCGUGUUAUCGUAGGACAAUAUUCGAAACAAAGCAGAAAAACACAAGUACCUUUCUAAUCAGCUUUUUUUGCCACCACAACCUGUUAUGCUUUUCGUCGUUGUCGUCGUCGUCGGCAUUAUCACUCAUAACUAACUGUUUAAUAAAACAUCGAAACACGUCAUUUCGCGUACUAAUCCGAUACGAUUUGCGCGAUCGACUUUUUUGUGUUUACGCGAAACGUCUGAAAAUAUUACCCGAUGGCCGCGUAUUUGAAUCGUACCCUGUCGAUGAUGACGGGUGGUGCAAACGGGGCCGCUUCCCCGUACGAAACGGCCGCUCUGCUCGAUGCGAAUACAUCACCCCGUGGGCUGCAUACAACCGCCGGCCAUUUGGAUGUUUCACCAUUGCAGAUAUUCGUAAGAGCGAAAAAGAAGAUUAACGAUAUCUUUGGAGAAAUUGAAGACUACGUGAUAGAAACGACAAGCUUCAUUGAUGCUAUGCCCGCAACAGUCGAAAUCGUCGACAAGGCCGAGGCGGAACAGUUUAAAAGCUAUGUUCUUAAAGUAUCCGGCAUCCGAGAAGUACUUGCCCGGGAUCACAUGAAGGUAGCGUUUUUUGGACGCACCUCGAAUGGGAAAAGCUCCGUAAUUAAUGCCAUGCUGAGAGACAAAAUUCUACCCAGCGGUAUCGGUCACACGACCAACUGCUUUUGUCAGGUCGAGGGUGUCGAUGGAGAUGAUGCUUAUUUAGUAAAAGAGGGUUGCGACGAAAAGCUUAAUGUAACGUCGGUUAAGCAAUUAGCUAAUGCGCUAUGCCACGAAAAGCUGUCGGAAAGUUCUAUGGUACGAAUAUUCUGGCCACGAAAACGUUGCAGCCUUCUGCGGGAUGAUGUGGUGUUUGUCGAUUCGCCCGGGGUAGAUGUCUCUCCGAAUCUGGAUGAUUGGAUCGAUAACCACUGCCUAAAUGCUGAUGUUUUUGUACUUGUUCUUAAUGCCGAAUCAACAAUGACACUGGCGGAAAAGUCAUUUUUUCAUGAAGUUUCAACUCGCCUUUCAAAGCCAAACAUAUUUGUCUUGAAUAAUCGAUGGGAUGCUUCGGCCUCCGAACCGGAAUUUCAGGAAUCGGUCAAAGCGCAGCACCAGGAGCGCUGUAUUGAUUUCCUCGUAAAAGAACUAAAGGUAGCUACCCAGAAGGAAGCAGAAGAACGGGUGUUCUUUGUGUCGGCCCGCGAAACGUUGCAAGCCCGUUUGAAAGAAGCGGAAGGUCUCCCGGCAAUAGCUGGUGCUCUGGCUGAUGGUUUCCAGAAUCGUUACUUCGAUUUCCAGGACUUUGAGCGCAAGUUCGAAGAAUGCAUCUCCAAAAGUGCAGUUCGAACCAAAUUCGAACAGCACAGCUCGCGCGGGAAAGGUAUUUCCAGCGAGAUGCGUUCUAUGCUAGACAAUAUCUACGACCGGGCGAAUAUGCUACGGAACCAAAAACUCGAGCAAAAGAAAAAAUUAACCGAUCGCAUUGCAACCACCGAGUCGCAACUGAUGCAGGUUACUCGCGAGAUGAAAAUGAAAAUACAUAACAUGGUAGAAGAGGUCGAACAGAAGGUUGCGAAAGCAUUAAACGAAGAGAUUUGGCGACUCAAUAUUCUAGUUGACGAAUUUAAUUUGCCGUUUCAUACUGACACGCUGGUACUGAAUGUCUAUAAAAAGGAAAUAAAUGCUCACGUGGAAAACGGUCUCGGUUCCAACUUAAGAGCGCGUCUUAGCACAGCACUGGCGAUGAACGUGGAAACGGCACAGCGUGAAAUGACGGAUCGUAUGACAGCGUUAAUUCCUUCAGAGAAAAUAGUAACACAUCCCAAUAAUGUUGUGGCUAGAAAUCAACCGUUCGAAAUACUGUACACGCUAAACUGUCAGAAUUUAUGCGCAGAUUUUCAAGAGGACUUAGAAUUUCGAUUUUCCUGGGGUAUCACGGCAUUCAUCGCUAGGUUCAAUGGCAAAAUGCGAGCUGGAAACAAGAAAGCUAUUACUCACAACAGGCAUAAUAGUAAUGUCAAUGUAUCGCAAAUAAUGUCUCCUACUUCACCAAUGUGUCUUGUACCGGAGAACGAUAUUAUCACACAGGAACAGCUGUCGGUGAUUUCAAAAGUAGCAAUAGCAUCAAUCGGUUCUCAAGGUACUCUAGGCCUGCUGGUAGCAGGAGUGCUUCUUAAAACUAUCGGCUGGCGCGUUAUCGUCGGAGCUGGCAUUCUGUACGGUAGCGUGUAUCUAUACGAGCGACUGUCGUGGACUAAUGCAGCGAAGGAAAAAAGUUUUAAAAACCAGUAUGUACAACAUGCUACCAGAAAGUUGAAACUGAUCGUCGAUCUAACCUCCGCUAACUGUAGCCAUCAGGUACAACAGGAAUUGUCGAGUACAUUCGCUCGACUGUGUCGUGUUGUUGAUUGCGCCACCACCGAUAUGAAUACAGAACUAAAGGAAAUCGAAAACUCACUAUCGGUAAUCGAGGCCAACCAGAAGCAGAUUAAGGUGCUAAGCAAUAAGGCUAAUUUCAUUCAACGAGAACUGGAAAUUUUUGAUAGCAACUAUAUCAAAGAAAACUAAACAGAAUUUUGACAAAAUGGAACCAAAAGAUACUAAUAUAUUUUAACAGUACCCGUUUAACGAAACCCGUUAGCAGAGAGAUAGGCUCGCAUUAUUAGCCCUCAAAAUGUUUCCAGGAUACUUCAUUUUGUUUUGUCGUUGCUGUUGUUUUUUACCCAAUUCAAGAGUUACUCUAGUUGGAUUACAUACCUAUAUAAUGCACGCUACGGCGUGCAGUGAAUCUGUGAAAACAUUUUUAAGUUGAUACCGAUAUCGAAUGGAAUUCUAGCUACUAAUAUAUUAUCCUCUCCGAUUGCGGCAGUAGAAUGUGUAAUAGACAGGUAUCUGUAUUAUAUACUGUAAGAAAAGUUGAUAACCUCUAGGCAAAUUGAUGCGAAAUUCAUGUAAAUUUAUUCAGCACUCUUGAAUGUGAACACUAUCUGCUGUUAGUAAAAUAUGAGUUGUAAAAAUGAACUAAACUAUUGUUAGAAAAGUUCACUUUACCAAAAUUCAACUAGCCGCAGCUGUACUAAACGCAUUGUAAACUUAACGAACCCAUAAUAGUUGAGUGUAUUUGGAUAGGAUUUUUCUAGAACUCGAUUAAACCCUAAAAUAUUUCUCAA
Sabethes cyaneus is the source of this 3593-nucleotide messenger RNA. It is a transcript of the gene Marf, whose product is annotated as transmembrane GTPase Marf. Bases 655 to 2991 code for a protein of 778 amino acids. Gene Ontology annotation, molecular function: GTPase activity; GTP binding. The record is from RefSeq and is a predicted model, not a curated record. Gene Ontology annotation, cellular component: mitochondrial outer membrane. Lineage: Eukaryota; Metazoa; Arthropoda; Insecta; Diptera; Culicidae. Gene Ontology annotation, biological process: mitochondrion localization; mitochondrial fusion. The transcript is spliced from 9 exons.